GUUGAGAAAAACCAUGCACGCAAAUUAAAGCUCAGCUCACGGCCAGCCUCUGUUGAUGCACUGAUUAAGAUUAUAAAAGAACAAAUGGAAUUGGAUCUUCAGUUCACCUUACAAUAUGAAGAUCCAGACUUUGAUGGAAGACUUACCUCCCUGGUUGACAUCAAAGAAUUGCCACAAAAAUCAGUUUUGCAUAUAACAUUUGAAGAAGAUUUCAGUUCUUCUAGUUCUGUUGCAUCUACUGAAAUACUGUCAGAUGUAUCAAGCCCUGAACGUUUAACUAGAUGGCCUUUGGAUUUGUUUCCAGUUCCUACGUUUUCUUUUGAUGUUGAGUUAAAACUUAGAGAAGGGAAUGCAGAGUUUGAGAAGACUGGGAGACCUCUUAAACUGACAAGAGACCAAAAACAUGAUAUUUUGGAUAAGCUUGCAUCUACUAUCUAUGGCUUCUCUGCUUACCCAAGUGGCAAACAGAUUGCAUUUGUAGCUGAAGCACUUGUCACAAAACAUCCGUGUUUGAAAGAAGCAGGGUCUAACACUGGAUGGAAUGGCUGGAAGAACAGCCUGCUGUUUAAAAUGGGCAAUUACAGGAACAAGAUGAGAAGGGCAGGAUGCAUUGAAGUCUCUAUAAAUGCUGGCAAAAGAAGCCAAAAUAAUCCUGACAAUGAAUCUCCACACUCUGGUAUUAAAAGACCCAAGCGUGCAGAGGUUAACUUUCUGCCCAACUUUCCCAAGGGAGAAAAUUCCACAUCUCUUGAGUGCUUGAGGGAACAGAUCAUUGAAGAGCUAAAGAAGACUGAGAGAAAUCUACCUCUGAUUGGAAGGAUGAUGCAGACCACAUUUGCCCUGAGACGACAGACCAUCAUCCAAUUCAGCCCACCAGUGAAAGAAAUUCUGGACCUCUGGCCUGCUCUGCGCAUAGAGUCUGAGGUGUAUGCAGAAUUCCAGCGGAUCACAAACCAGAACUUGCGCAACAUAUUCUAUGCAGAGCUUGAUCGUCACAUCCCACGCUUGAUGACCUUGUUUAGGCAGAAGGCAUCCAAAACUGGAAAGAUUGCAGAUUCUUUGGCUGGCAUUUUGAAAGUCCAUGACGAACAGGAAUUACAUGAUAUACACACAAAACGUACAACUGUUCUCCAUGCACUUCCUGUGUUUCUGCGAGAGGAUUGGUCUGGAUUUUUGAGGACAUGCAAGGACAUUGAUGAGGCAGAGCUUGUGAAUGCACCUAUGGCCCUUAUUACACUGAACAGGGACAACACCAGCAGUCCAGUUCACUACCAAUCUGAAAAUGUCUUGAUUGUUAUUGAAAGUGAAGUUGUAAUUACUCUUCCCAGGUUUGUGGAUGCCCUUGUGGUAAUGUUCAGUCUCAUAUAUGCUCUGCAUCUUAGUUAUCCCAAAGGACUAACAAACACUUUUGAAUUCUUUCAAAAGAUUUUGCUUAGUUUGGAAGAUGGCAAAUUGUCACCCAGACUGCAGACUCUAAAGAAUGAUUUGAUGAUAUAUACCUAAAAACUGAUCUGAGAAAGUGAUGUCUAGCCUUAAAAGAAUUGAAUUGAAAAAGUGCACUUUUGGCACUUAGUUUGAUAUGUAAUAUACUGAGUCACAGUAGUUGUUAAAUGUUGCCUGUUUCACUCCGUCUCACCACAAAUGUUGAGUUUGAACCAGUGUACUGAGCUCACUUUUUUGUUCAACUUGGAAGAAUUUAAUAUGUUCAUAAACAAUAUGUGCAUUUAAUAUGUAAUAUAAUUCAAAUAACAUGCACUACUUCAUGGCUGCCUGUAGUCUCAUCCAUUGUUGGUGUCAUUUUAAAGUUUCUUAACUUGAAAAGACAAUUUCAAAUCUAAUACUCUUAAUGAGAUGAGAGGAAGUCUAAGAUGUACACAUAUUAAAUUGUUCUUCAGUCUGAAAAUUGUUAGAAUCUGUAGCAUAUUGGCACAAUUGGGAACACUAAAAUCCUGUAAUCCAGAACAUUUGAUCUGACACUGAUGUAGAGGUAGCCAUAAGAAUUAGAAAGGGUUAAAAUUUAAAGAAGGAUAUGUUAUUUUAUGUAACCUGUUGCACUAUGUCUGUGUAUGUUAUGUAUUUUUAUAAUAGCAAUUUAUUAAUGUUGCAGUGAAUGUUCAAAUAAAACUUUUGAAUAACAGUA
Polypterus senegalus (gray bichir) is the source of this 2140-nucleotide messenger RNA. RefSeq lists its product as uncharacterized. The coding region runs from base 85 to 1503 and encodes 472 amino acids. The transcript is spliced from 4 exons. NCBI's taxonomy places the organism in Eukaryota, Metazoa, Chordata, Cladistia, Polypteriformes, Polypteridae. The record is from RefSeq and is a predicted model, not a curated record.